AUGGCUUUCCUUUGUGCUAUCUCAAGACUUUUUAUGCUCUCUUUUUUCACCUUUGUGUUCCCUCUUCUUGUAACCCCUGCUCUCUCCGCCUUCUCCCGGAUCCCGCUGCCACCAGGAGUCACCGGUCCAGAGGCUCUAGCCUUUGAGCCAACAGGAACAUUCUAUACUGGAGUUACUGAUGGUAGAAUUCUCAAAUUUGAAAGAUAUCAAGGAUUUUCGGAUUUCGCUAUCAUUUCACCAAACAGGUCCAAGGCAGUUUGUGAUGGUGUCGCUGAACCUCAACGAGUCUGUGGAAGGCCGAUGGGUUUAGGUUUCAAUGAUUUGACAAAGACACUCUACGUUGCCGAUGCUUACUAUGGUUUGUUGUCUAUAGGACCUGGAGAAAGACUUGCUACACCAAUUGCCUCCUCUGCAGAUGGCCAAGCAUUCGUCUUUUGCAAUGGCGUGGACGUCGAUCAACGAACUGGAAUAGUAUAUUUUACAGAUGCCAGUGCUGUCAAUGAUAUAAGAUAUUUCGAACAAGGAGCACUCGCCAAUGACUCAACGGGCCGGUUAUUGAAAUAUGACCCCAGAACUAACCAAGUAACUACCUUGCUGAGAAAUCUUUCAGGAGCUGGAGGGGUAGCUGUAAGUGAAGACAGUUUGUUUGUCCUUGUGUCUGAGUUUAUUGCCAACAGGACUCAAAAGUUUUGGCUCACUGGUCCUAAAGCUAAUACAGCAGAAAUUGUCAUAAGACAUGUAAGGCCGGGUAACAUCAAGAGGACCUUAAGCGGAGAUUUUUGGAUAGCAGCAAUGAUGCUUAAACAACCCACACAAACUCUGGUGCCAAUAAGGCAAUUGGUCAGUGAAACCGGGACCCUCUUGCAAACAGUGUCUCUUGAGGCACAGUAUGGCAAUACUACUGUCACUCAAGUUCAAGAUUUUGAUGGGGGACUGUAUUUCGGUUCUGUGCUUGCGAAUUUCAUCGGUGUUUCGACACCUUAAGAUGGGUCUUCGAUUUGAAUAAAUGGUGUAGGAAUGCCUCCACUCUGUGUUGUUUCUACUCUUAACACUGUUUUUGCUUAUCUAUAGGCAGAAAAGUGUCAAUAAAAUUUGGCCUGUUUAGGGACUCAUUAGCGAGGCCUUGUUUCAUAUGUUAUCCUGAUAUUUUCAUUGUAAUAAAUCAUAACAGCAAUGAGAUCUCAAGCAAGAAGAAAUUUAAGAAA
Messenger RNA from Tripterygium wilfordii, 1205 nucleotides. Its product is annotated as protein STRICTOSIDINE SYNTHASE-LIKE 11-like. The transcript is spliced from 3 exons. NCBI's taxonomy places the organism in Eukaryota, Viridiplantae, Streptophyta, Magnoliopsida, Celastrales, Celastraceae. The record is from RefSeq and is a predicted model, not a curated record. Gene Ontology annotation, biological process: biosynthetic process. Bases 1 to 984 code for a protein of 327 amino acids. Gene Ontology annotation, molecular function: strictosidine synthase activity.